Molecule: messenger RNA, 531 nt
Organism: Peronospora matthiolae
Lineage: Eukaryota; Oomycota; Peronosporomycetes; Peronosporales; Peronosporaceae
Source: the annotation of a GenBank genome assembly
AUGAUGAACGGAGGAUGCAUCAGCUGGAAAAGCCAGAAACAACGGACGGUCGCGCUAUCUUCAACAGAAGCAGAAUACAUGGCGCUUUCCGAAGCAACCAAAGAAGCAGUAUGGCUCAAGGUGCUUUUGGGGGAACUUGGUGAGAUGACAAGCGACGAAGCGAUCAAGAUGUAUGAAGACAACCAAGGAUCAAUCGCUCUCGCCAAGAACCCGGAGUUCCAUAAGAGAACAAAACACAUCGACAUACGCUACCAUUUUGUGCGUGAGAAGGUGGAAUCAGGUGAAGUCGUUUUGGAGUAUUGCCCGACUCAAGAUAUGCUGGCAGACAUGAUGACCAAGCCGAUCGCCGCUGUACAAUUUGAAAACAUUCGCAAUCGACUUGGGAUCCAAGGUGCCGCAGCUAACGAGUCGAGAGGGAGUGUUGAAAAGACAGCGGCUGUGAAGAAGACACCUCGUCAAGCUGCGUCAAGUGUUGAAGCAAGUGGAAGACCAAGCUUCGCUAUACCGGUGGGUACCGGUAUGUACCAGUAA